AUGGAGACAUUGAUUAUGGAGGCUACUACAGAGAUUCGUGUGGAGUUACAGAAGAAGCACGAGGUAUAUCAGGCUAGACUAGAUAGCUUUAAGUCUAGAUUGGUGACUCGAGAGCAGACCGCACUCGGUGGGGAGUCUGUUUCUUUGAGGAUGCAAGGUACAACAACCGCACCAGUUCCAACACCACGUGCAACUUUGCCGAGUAUCAUUCCGGUGAUGGAUCUGAUGGAGUCUGAGGAGGAGGAUGAUGAUAAGUCCCUUGUGUGGGACAAAGGUAAGAGGGUCCGUGAGACAUAUGUGGAUCCUGUGGAGUUGGCCAAGAGAUUGAAGAAGACGGAGGUGAAGGAUAUUCAUCAGGCCAUCCUUGAGUCCUUAGUUGAGCCACAUCGCCGAUCAGCCGAGUCCAGUAGUAAGCCGCUUGAUGAGAUUGAAGAGGUUGAUAGGCUACUGAAUCUGGUCGGUAACCCACCGGAAGGGAUACCACAGGAACAGUACUAUGAGGAGAAUUUCUCCGAGGAAGUGAGAAAGUUGGUGAUAAACUACAUAUCACUAGAAAAGAGGCCAGAGACACCUCGAGAAGGAGCCCUAGAAGAGGGAAAUAGCAAUCAGGGAGCUGAAUCCGGCCCAUGGAUAAUGGAGUCAGAUCCACAAGAAGAGUCAGAGCCUCAAGAGGAAGCCUUCGAACCACAAGAAGCUGAAGAAGAGCAACCAGAGGAAGUUGAGCCCCAGGAUAUGGAACAAGAAGAGUCUGAACCUGUGGACAUAGAGGUCGAGGAAGACCAAGAGCCUUUUGGGAUGUUCCCCGAGUUUCAAGAAGAAGCAAAUGAUGCGAAUGAUGAGUCUGACUAUUAUGCCCUACUAAUAAGGGAUCUAAUUUCUAUGCACCCUCACUUGAGUCGGUGCCAGCUACCUCCACCAUGGCAUUAG
Molecule: messenger RNA, 927 nt
Organism: Lycium ferocissimum
Lineage: Eukaryota; Viridiplantae; Streptophyta; Magnoliopsida; Solanales; Solanaceae
Exons: 3
Coding region: 1-927 (308 amino acids)
Source: RefSeq, a predicted model, not a curated record